UUAUCGUACGUAUUUCAUUAAAAAAAUCUUUGUAAUUUGUAAUGUAAGGUGUUUUUGCACAGCUGUACUUUAUAAGCUAAAACACGCUUAUACUAAAAUAAUAAGAAGUAAUAAACCUACAUCAAGUUUUUAAAAUUGAAUAACUAUGCCAGUUGCUGAUGAAAUCCAGUCCUCAUGGGCUGAUGAAGUGGAGAUUGAUCAGGGAGCACUGCCACCACCGUCAGAAGUAGUUGAGAAUGGUUUAAAAAUUGUUACUGAAUAUAAAUAUGACAAUGACAAUAAAAAAGUAAAAAUUGUCCGCACAUACAAGAUUGAAAAGCGAGUUGUUUCUAAGAGUAUUGCCAAACGUAAAACCUGGAAUAAAUUUGGUGAUUCAGCAAAUGACAAACCAGGACCCAAUCCAGCUACGACAAAUGUUUCUGAAGAUGUUUUUAUGCAAUUUAUUACAAGCAAAGAAGAAGCACAGCGUCCAGACGAAGGAGGUCUGGAGGCUCUUAAGGCAAGACCAAGUAAAGUACUUGUUAAAUGUCGUACUUGUCAUGGUGAACAUUGGACAACAAGCUGUCCAUUCCAGCAUACAGAGCUUGCUCAAGCUAAAGCUAACGAAGCUGCUAAAGCUGCAGAAGCGAAAGCGGCAUCUUCCUCUAAUAAAUAUGUUGCACCAAACUCUCGAGAUGGUACCGUCCGUGUUACCGGUCGGGAGCCUCCGAGUGCUAGGCGUGAUGACUUGACAGCCAUCCGUAUCUCGAACCUUAGUAACUUCGCAAUUGAAGCCGAUCUUGAUGAUCUGGUUAAAGGAUUUGGACCAGUACACAAGUUGUACCUUGCUAAGGAGAAGAGUACUGGCCAAUGUAAAGGAUUUGCUUAUGUGCAUUUCAAGUUUCGAGCGGAUGCUGCUAAAGCUAUUCAAACUUUGAAUGGAUAUGGUUAUGAUCACUUAAUUUUGAAUGUUGAGUGGUCGAAGCCACCUCAAAAUAACUAAAGAUUUGUAUACUUAAUCAACUUUGUCACACAUUACAGAUUUUUAAAUAAAUUGAAUUUAUCAAUG
Messenger RNA from Vanessa atalanta (red admiral), 1048 nucleotides. RefSeq names its product eukaryotic translation initiation factor 3 subunit G-like (gene eIF3g1). Gene Ontology annotation, cellular component: cytoplasm; eukaryotic translation initiation factor 3 complex. The transcript has 6 exons. NCBI's taxonomy places the organism in Eukaryota, Metazoa, Arthropoda, Insecta, Lepidoptera, Nymphalidae. The record is from RefSeq and is a predicted model, not a curated record. Gene Ontology annotation, molecular function: translation initiation factor activity; RNA binding. Bases 146 to 982 code for a protein of 278 amino acids.